Messenger RNA from Cydia pomonella (codling moth), 2501 nucleotides. RefSeq names its product cytosolic non-specific dipeptidase (gene Cndp2). Gene Ontology annotation, molecular function: metallodipeptidase activity. The transcript has 9 exons. NCBI's taxonomy places the organism in Eukaryota, Metazoa, Arthropoda, Insecta, Lepidoptera, Tortricidae. Gene Ontology annotation, biological process: proteolysis. The coding region runs from base 5 to 1588 and encodes 527 amino acids. The record is from RefSeq and is a predicted model, not a curated record.
AAUCAUGUUUCCCUCUCCUUUUAUUUCAAAAGCCGUACGUGUUUGCAUUGAUAAUAAAUUGCCGACAAUUGCUGUUGCUAGAUUUAAUCAGUGCCAGUUGGGCUACCGAAGGCAAAAGUAUUCUGAAUCUCUCAAGUCUCCCUUAAAAAUGGCAACAGAAAAAACUCUGCCAGCAAUAUUUAAGCAUGUAGAUGCUAAUAUUACUACUUAUAAGAACCUUUUGAAAGAAGCGGUUGCGAUUCCUUCGAUAUCGUGUGAUAUAAAAAACCGGUAUGAUUGCGUACGCAUGGUACACUGGAUGCAGGAUAAGUUGAAAGAGGUGGGCGCUCGCACGGAGCUCAGAGAUGUCGGCUUCCAGACCAUUGAUCAAAAGGAAGUUAAACUACCCCCUGUUCUAGUUGGAGUCUUGGGAAACGAUCCCAAUAAGAACACAAUAUGCAUUUAUGGGCAUUUAGACGUGCAGCCUGCUUUAAAGUCGGAUGGCUGGGACACUGAGCCAUUUGAGUUAGUGGAAUGUAAUGACAAGCUAUAUGGCCGUGGCUCAACUGAUGAUAAAGGCCCUGUGCUUGGAUGGCUACAUGCAAUUAAUGCAUACAAAGCUGUUGGGGAGGAGCUCCCAGUGAACUUGAAAUUUGUAUUUGAAUGUAUGGAAGAGUCUGGGUCAGAAGGUCUAGAUGCUCUCUUAAUUGAGCAAUUAAAACCUGAGGGUUUCUUCGACACAGUGGACUAUGUGUGCAUAUCUGACAACUACUGGUUAGGGACCACUAAGCCGUGUAUCACAUAUGGCCUCCGUGGCAUAAGCUACUAUUUUUUGGAAGUUGAAUGUGCCAAAAUGGAUCUGCACAGUGGUGUUUAUGGUGGAACUGUACAUGAAGCUAUGUCUGAUCUCAUUUACCUGAUGGACCAGUUGGUGGACAAGGAUGGCAAAAUCCUAGUCACGGAUAUCUACAAGUCUGUCGCUCCGUUGACGGAAGCCGAAAAGAAACUAUACACUUCCAUCGAUUUCGAUCCUGAGGCAUACAGGAACACAAUCGGAACCCCAAAACUGGCGCACAACGGUGUCAAAGAGCAGCUGCUUAUGCACCGAUGGAGGUACCCGACCUUGUCGUUGCAUGGAAUCGAAGGAGCUGCAUACCAGCCAGGCGCUAAGACGGUGAUCCCAGGGAAGGUGAUUGGAAAGUUCUCGCUGAGGAUAGUGCCCAACCAGGAGCCCGAGGAAGUGGAGCAACUUGUGUUUGAUUACAUUCACAAGAAGUGGGCCGAGCGCGGCUCGCCGAACAAGAUGAAGAUAUCCGCGCAGAGCGGGCGCGCGUGGACCGAGGACCCGCACCACCCGCAUUACCAGGCCGCCGCGCGCGCCACUAGGCUCAUCUACCAGACUGAGCCAGACAUGUCGCGCGAGGGCGGCUCCAUCCCCGUGACCAUCACGCUGCAGGAGGCGAGCGGCCGCAACGUGCUGCUGCUGCCCAUGGGCGCCGGCGACGACAUGGCGCACUCGCAGAACGAGAAGAUCAACUGCAGGAACUACAUCGAGGGCAUCAAGUUGUUUGCCGCCUACCUGCACGAGGUUGGCAAACUCCCUAAGUAAAGGAGCAACGGUUAUCGACCAUCAAGUACCAAAAAUGCAUCUCAUUUUGCAUAAUUAAAAAGUACAUAUUAUAUUCGUAUACAUAGAAUAAUAAAAUGUUAAUAUUCAAAUGGUGCCUUAGCAUAAUAAAGAUAAAUAAUCGCUGUUACUUUAUUACAUAUUGUAUUUCGCGUUUGAAAGUGUGACACAUUUAUGAGUCAUUUAAUUAGUUAAGAUUUAUUUUGUAACUUUUUAAUACAUUUAUUUGAAAAUAUUUAGUUUUUUUAAUCCUCGUGCAAUAUGUAUUUAUUUUGUGUAAACAUUACUUAAAUAUUAUAAAUAAUAAUAUAUUAGUUAUUCGUUUUCACGAAAGUAAUAAUUGUUUUGUUUUAGUUAUUUGGCAUUGAAAGUAUGGAGUAUAUACCUAGUAUUACAAUAUCAGUGACAUAGAAAACAACAUUAAUCUAAAUGACUUAUUCCGACCCAAUCUGUUUGUAACAACGAACUAGAUUAACCAUAGAAGUAGUCUGACUAGAAAAUCGUCUCCAGCGGGCUAAGCACGGUCGCAUUUUUAUCACCUGUCACUAUGCCUGUCACGUUCUAAUAAAUAUGUAAGUGCGAAAGUGAGAGGUGAUAAAUACAAACAUGCUGCCACCGCAGGUGUAUAGUUAUCAGACAGAAGUUUUGGCGGCAGAAUAAAGUGAUUGAAAAAAGGAAAUAUCGAAAUGUCCGUUAUCGAUGUUACCUUAACCUCAUAGAUAUUUUUAACAUUGUAUGAGACGAUAGCAACCGCGAAAUACACAACACGUUCGAUAUCUUCUUUGAUAUAUUGGUAUUUUGCUAUUCUUUUGGCAUUGUAUACUACAGUUUACGUUUUUUAUUUUUAAGUGCUACAUAUAUGUAGUUAAUAAAGAAAUGAUGUACCGAUUUCUAA